UUUGUAGUUACCGUAUACUAAACAUUAAUAAGAAACUUCCUUCUCCAUUUGCAAGCAGAAAGACUCGGUCCCUUGCAGGUACAUACCAUUCCAAAAAUAUCAUAAAUAGAGAGUGUGAUGUAACUCCUUUCAACUUGUGAUCAUCCGGAGAGAUUCCAGAAACUCUGUAGCUCACCAAGAAACUUAUGAUUGGCCCUAGAAGUUGAUAAAAACCUCAAUUUUUAUCCAAGAAAACAGAGACAGAGAGGAAUUCAAAGAAUCUUGGAGGGGUUAAAUAUAUAUGGAUGUAAGGAAAAUUGUUGUAAUUGUGGAAGAUGUGGACAUAGCAAGAACUGCACUCCAAUGGACUCUUCACAAUCUCCUGAGAUAUGGAGAUAUAAUAACUCUUCUCCACGUAUUCUCUAUCACAAGAUCAAGAAGCAAGAAGAAGCUCAGGCUUUUACGCGUCAAAGGUUUCCAAUUGGCUCUCUCUUUCCAAGACCUCUGCAACAAUUUUUUCAAUAUGAAGACAGAGAUAGUGGUGACACAAGGGGAUCAAGAUGGUGGAAAGAUUGCUGCCAUGGUUAGAGAAAUUGGUGCUUCUACUCUUGUUGCUGGACUUCAUGAUCAGAGCUUUCUUUACAGUUUGGCCAUGACCCACAACCACAUUGCAAGCAAUUUGAAUUGCAAAGUUCUAGCCAUCAAGCAACCAACACCACCAAUGACCACAAGGACAAGAACAAGAAACAUUUCUUUUCAAGAUAGUUCAACCAACAUGGACUUCUCGCAAAUUGAAAUUGAUGCACUCAGCUUCCCAGAAGUUAUUCAUCCAAAAAUUCCAUACCAAGUUUGUCCAGAUCGUCAUUCUAUCAUUUGGAGAUCAGGAAGAUCAAGAAGAUCGAUGGUCAAGAAGGAACUAAAUUCAGAAUAAUUUUGUAAUUUCAAUGAGGGAAUAUAUAUGCAUUUUUUCCA
Molecule: messenger RNA, 951 nt
Organism: Lycium ferocissimum
Lineage: Eukaryota; Viridiplantae; Streptophyta; Magnoliopsida; Solanales; Solanaceae
Exons: 4
Coding region: 281-910 (209 amino acids)
Source: RefSeq, a predicted model, not a curated record